Myzus persicae (green peach aphid) is the source of this 801-nucleotide messenger RNA. Its product is annotated as INO80 complex subunit C. The record is from RefSeq and is a predicted model, not a curated record. Bases 266 to 640 code for a protein of 124 amino acids. Gene Ontology annotation, biological process: chromatin remodeling. Gene Ontology annotation, cellular component: Ino80 complex. The transcript has 5 exons. Lineage: Eukaryota; Metazoa; Arthropoda; Insecta; Hemiptera; Aphididae.
AUAUUUCAUAUUUGUAUCAAUGUGUCUCGUCCUGCUCAAAUUGCUGUUUAAACUAAAAUUUCAAAGUUGCUCUGCGUUUGUUAAUUCAUAUUUUUGACUAAUCAUAUUUAAUAAUUACUAUACUUAAAUAAAUAAUCGAUACUAGUACCUUAAUGGUAUAUUGGUAUCAAAUACAACCUUUUUUAAUAUAAGUCCUAGUAUUUUGUACUAUUAAUUAUUUUUGUUUAUAAUUACACAGUUCAAUGUUUUGAUCUUCAAAUAACUCAUGGCAAAUAAUUCUGUAGACGAAUUAUCUCAAAGGGAAGAAAAAAAGUAUGUGUUCAAAGACCCAACUUUUGACAGUACCAAAACUAUCAAUGGAAAAAAAAAAUUAUGGCGUUCAUUAAAGCAAAUAACAGCUCAAGAAAGAAAUUUACCAUGGCCUGAUAACUCAAUUAAUUAUAGCUGUAUUUCUGCUCCCCCAUCAUUCAAACCAGCUAAAAAAUAUUCAGAUAUUAGUGGAUUAAUUGCCAAAUAUAAAGAUCCUCAAACAUCUUUAUACUAUGCCGGACAUGAAGAAUUUAGUACUGUAAGAAAUCUGCCUAGUGAUAUUAUUACUGGAUAUCUGACUUUACGAGGAUCGUACAAUCCUAUUGGAUAAUACUAUUACAGUUGAAAUUAUACUUUAAUUUGAAAUAAGACUUAAAAAUAAAAUGAACAAAUAUAUCUGUAACUGUAAAAUGUAUACUAUUAUAUUGAAUUAUUAAACAAUAAUGAAUUUUAUAAAUCAAUUUUUAUUAAUGACUUUAUCAUCUCUUAAUC